AUGACGGAGAUUUUUAAUGAAUAUUUCUUCUCUGUGUUUACCAAGGAGAGAAUCAUGGAUGCUAAGGAAAUGAGAAAACUGUUGAUGGAAGCCCCACUCCUGAGACCUGAGCAUAAGAUCCAAGCUGGUACUUCAUUGAGUGUGGCUGUAAGGAAGUUUUACACGGUUGAUGCUGACGAUGUCAUCACUAAAGAGGAGCAGAUUUAUCUGCUGUUUGAGGCAAAGCAAAAUUGUGAGAAGAAUCUGAACAGAAGACCAGCUCAUAAAGCAGGUCUCAGUUGCAGGCCUGAGUGGGAUGGUAUCGUGUGUUGGCCCCUGGGGACUCCCAACAAGAGUGUCUCAGUCUCAUGUCCUGAGUAUAUUUAUGAUUUUAACCACCGAGGUCACGCCUAUCGCAAGUGUAACAUACAUGGGGACUGGGAGUUAGUCCCCAGCAUUAACAGAACCUGGGCAAACUACACUGAGUGCACCAAGUUCCUGAAGCCUGACCACUGGCACCAUAAGGAAGUGUUUGAGCGUCUCCGCCUGAUCUACACAGUGGGGUAUUCCAUCUCAUUGGUCUCGUUGUUGGCUGCUGUCUCUAUUCUCAGCUACUUCAAGCGUCUGCAUUGUACCAGAAAUUAUAUUCAUGUGCACCUCUUCACUUCGUUUGUAUGCCGAGCUAUCAGUAUCUUUGUCAGGGAUGCUGUGGUCUAUUCAGACUCAGUGGUGGAUGGGCUGGAGUUCAGAGUUGAAGAUUUAACUGCAAUCUCGUCCCUCACCUCCCGUAGCAGCCUGGCUGGUUGUAAAGUGGCAGUGACGAUAUUCCUAUACUUUCUUGCUACUAAUCACUACUGGAUCCUGGUGGAGGGCCUCUAUCUACACAGUCUGAUCUUCAUGGCUUUCCUAUCAGACAAGAAAUAUCUCUGGGCACUAACUCUGCUUGGUUGGGGAGUCCCUGCGGUGGUGGUGGCUGUAUGGGGGAGUGCCAGAGCAUUAUUAGCUGAUACACGCUGCUGGGAUCUAAGUGCUGGAAACUUGAAGUGGAUUUAUCAGGUUCCCAUUCUCACUGCAAUUGUACUGAAUUUCUUCCUGUUCAUAAACAUUGUCCGGGUUUUGGCAUCAAAACUCUGGGAGACAAAUGCAGGAAAACUGGACCCACGGCAACAGUACAGGAAACUGCUGAAGUCCACACUUGUACUUAUGCCAUUGUUUGGGGUCCAUUAUGUGAUUUUCAUGGCGAUGCCCUACUCUGAGGUGUCCGGAAUCCUUUGGCAGAUCCAAAUGCAUUAUGAGAUGCUCUUCAACUCCUCACAGGGCUUUUUUGUUGCUUUUAUUUACUGUUUCUGCAAUGGGGAGGUCCAAGCAGAAAUAAAGAAAUCCUGGUUCAGGAGGAAUGUUGCUCUAAACUUCAAUCAGAACAUGCGAACUGGCAGCAGCUGCCCUUAUGUAGCAGUGACCUCUCACGCCACCAAUAGUAUCAGCACCAGCCUGGCCACCAGAGGAGUGUCCACCCUGCACACAAACACCAGACACUCUGUACCGCUGCUGCCUUCAUUCUCUAAGCUGCCUGCCUACAUCACAAACACCUCUCAGUCAGACAACUCACUGCCUUCUCCUACCCUGGACAGCAUCACGAGGAAGGUGGAGAGCAAGGACCAUUUUGCAAAUCAGGAGCAGCAGAAGCUGAAGUCCCCUCUCCACAACCAAUGGGAAACAGUGUUAUGA
Stegostoma tigrinum is the source of this 1707-nucleotide messenger RNA. RefSeq names its product parathyroid hormone/parathyroid hormone-related peptide receptor-like. Gene Ontology annotation, molecular function: parathyroid hormone receptor activity; peptide hormone binding; G protein-coupled peptide receptor activity. The record is from RefSeq and is a predicted model, not a curated record. Gene Ontology annotation, biological process: adenylate cyclase-modulating G protein-coupled receptor signaling pathway; cell surface receptor signaling pathway. Gene Ontology annotation, cellular component: plasma membrane. NCBI's taxonomy places the organism in Eukaryota, Metazoa, Chordata, Chondrichthyes, Orectolobiformes, Stegostomatidae. The coding region runs from base 1 to 1707 and encodes 568 amino acids. The transcript is spliced from 15 exons.